Molecule: messenger RNA, 705 nt
Organism: Penicillium brasilianum
Lineage: Eukaryota; Fungi; Ascomycota; Eurotiomycetes; Eurotiales; Aspergillaceae
Source: the annotation of a GenBank genome assembly
AUGUCCGUUAUGCGCCAUGGAGGAAGCGGCUUCCUCCAGCGCCGCCUUACGAAGCUAUAUACAGAUACGAAGACCUCAUGCGAAAGUGUGACGACCGCCUCCAAGGCUCUCGACGACCCGGAGCUGGUGGCGCUACACCAGAGCUUCCAGAAACAGCGGGACCGAUUGCUGUCGUGGGGUCUAGAUUGGAGCGAUGCGAGCGCCGCUCAGCCGAACGAUAUCGAUGAGUCGUUGACCGCGGCCGGUUUCAGCGAUGUGGUGGAGAGUGUUAUGUCCACUAUCCAAGAUUUGCUUAAUGAUGCCGAACGUGUUCAGCAUAUUGAGGCGCGUAUGCCAUCCAAAGAGCACAAGGUCGAUCUGCCCUCGAAGGAUACUCUGGGGAGCCGGCCUCUCAAGACACAAUGGACGGACGAUGAUAUCAGUCGGUCGAAGACUAUAUUGAGUGACUUGACAGCAUGUAUCGAUACUUUAUAUGACCUGUCCACUUCGCGCCGAACGAUGGCGUCGAGCAUGUCGUCAAGCAAGCAUAGUAUGGCCGGCCGCCGUUCGAAAACCCACCCUCUUCCUUCCCACGAUAAAUCAUAUGGCUCCUUCUCCGACUCCAAGCAGAAGAUCUACAGCCCGAAACAAACUUAUAUGGAGCGACCCACGAUAACAGCCCUCCGCCGUAUGAGCAAAUUGCAGCUUCAUCAAAUUCCCGUGUAG